Molecule: messenger RNA, 261 nt
Organism: Pneumocystis carinii B80
Lineage: Eukaryota; Fungi; Ascomycota; Pneumocystomycetes; Pneumocystales; Pneumocystaceae
Exons: 8
Coding region: 1-261 (86 amino acids)
Source: RefSeq, a predicted model, not a curated record
AUGUCUUAUUUGUUAAAGACUAUAAAGAAUGAAUAUUUUGAAAAGUGUAAAAUAAAUGAAAAAAAAAAAGAUAAAAAAGAAGAAGAAAGUGUUAGAUUUGACCAGAAAGAUGUUUUAGAUGAGUUGAUGUUAAUAUUAUCGGAAUAUUUCUUGAAUAAUUGCAUUGAUUGUGUCAUUGAAGAUGAUUUCAAUUGUGUAAUAAAUGAAAUUUUGAAAAUAAUUUAUUUGAAAGAUAAACCAUUAGUUAGGAAUAAUGUAUGA